UGUGAUAUCUGUCCCUGGUGCAGCAAUAACCGGGCAGAAACGCAAGGUUUUUGCUUUCUCUCACAGUUGGGUUUUUAUUUGCAGGUCACCGAUGGCGGCACCAUCAAGCAGAAGAUCUUCACCUUUGAUGCCAUGUUUUCCACCAAUUUCUCGCACAUGGAGAAUUACAGGAAGAGGGAGGAUCUGGUCUACCAGUCCACGGUGCGCCUCCCCGAGGUUCGCAUUUCGGACAACGGCCCCUACGAGUGUCACGUGGGGAUUUAUGACCGAGCCACGCGGGAGAAAGUGGUCCUGGCAUCCGGUAACAUAUUCCUCAACGUGAUGGCUCCACCGACGUCCAUCUCGGUGAUCGCCGCUGACACGCCAGCACCCUUCAGCCGCUACCAGGCGCAGAACUUCACCUUGGUGUGCGUGGUAUCCGGCGGCAAGCCUGCCCCACUGGUGUACUUCAAGCGCGAUGGGGAGCCCAUCGAGGCCACCCCGCUGCCGGAGCCGCCGGCCGCAGCGGGGAGCUGGGCACCACGCAACCUCCUGCAUCGUGACCUGGAUGACACCAAGGUGCCCAAAUCGCUGGCAGCGGCCGAAGGGGAUGCGGGGGGUGGGCGGCCCCCCAACACUGCUGAGCCCCCCCGGGGGCUGGCGGCCGAGCGGGGCCCCGCCACCGAAGCCAUCCCCGAAACUGUGGUGAGCCGGGAGUUCCCGCGCUGGGUGCACGUGGCGGAGCCCAUCUACUAUUUCCGCCACACUCACGCGCCCGUGAGCGAUGGCACGGUGGAGGCGCGGGCCACCCUCACCUGGACCCUCAACCCCCAAAUCGACAACGAGGCGCUCUUCAGCUGCGAGGUGAAGCACCCGGCACUCUCCAUGCCCAUGCAGUCGGAGGUGACGCUCGUCGCUCCCAAGGGCCCGAAGAUCACCAUGACCCCAACUAGAGCCCGCGUUGGAGACACCGUUCGCAUCUUGGUGCAGGGCUUCCAGAACGAAGUCUUCCCUGAGCCCCUCUUCACAUGGACCCGUGUGGGGAGCCGGCUCCUGGAUGGCAGCACCGAACACGCUGGGAAGGAGCUGGUGCUGGAGCGGGUACCGGCCGAGCUCAACGGUUCCAUGUACCGCUGCACCGCGCAGAACCCCCUGGGCUCCACCGACACCCACACCCGCCUCAUCGUCUUUGAAAACCCAAAUAUCCCCCGUGGAACAGAGGACUCCAACGGUUCAGUUACCGGCCACCGCAGCUUCAGACUAGUUUUGGCACUCACCCUAACAGUGAUCCUGGAGCUAACGUGAAGCUUUGCUCGCCUCUUCCUCCUCCUCUUCCUCUGUACGGCUCCACCUGGCAUUUACACCUCUGUCAAUCAGUUCUCUCUCUCUCUCUCUCCCUCUCUCUCUCCUAUGUUAUUUACAGUCUCAGUCUCUUUCUGUCUGUGUCUUGGCUUUCUCAGACAAUUUAAUUAAAAGGAAAAAAAAAAAUCUGCCCUGGUAGAAGGCUGCGCUGAAUGUUUUGCCUCCUGUGGGUAGAGGCUGGGAACUUGGCAAGCGUCCAGAGACUGCCUGGGGUACCCAGAACCUUACCGUGGGGCACCCAGGACCUCACCUUGGGGCUCCCAGGACCUUGCCUCGGGGCUCCCAGGACCUUGCAUUGGGGUACCCAGGACCACCUUGGGGUACCCAGAACCACCUUGGGGUACCCAGGGACUGUGCAAGGUCUGACUGGUGGGGGGGAACACACAAAGCUUUCUGAUGCUACAAAUGCAAAGGCCCAAUUUCCCUUGGAAAAGCAGCAGGGAACAUCUCUCUCCCGCAUUUAUGCCACCCCCAGUGCACACACAGGCUGGCAGAAAGGAGGGUCCUGAGCCUACGCAUUACCUAUGCACUGAGCUGCUCCAGGUCUCAGCUCCAGGGUGAGUCCCAAAAAGCCAGCCCCGUGCUCCGCACCACCCUCCCAAUACCAAACCAGCACCACGCAGGCGUUCGCUGCCCUGCGUUUUCCUCCGGGAACCAUUAAUCCUAGAGGAUUAGCCAGCAGCCAUGCGGUGCUUCAGCUUUCCAAAGCCCUGUACUAGUGCUAAGCGUUAUUACUAUUAUUACUAUUAUGAUUAAUCAUUAUUAAGCAGAUUCACUUCCUACCACUCACUGUUGCCAGUGAUUUCCAAACCUCCAAGGAGCUGAAUAAACACACAGCGGCUCAGGAGUUUCUUCCGAUGCGCAAAAGCACCCAGCAUUGUAAUUUGGGCUGGAAGCGACACAGGGACAGGCUCACUCCUGAGCCCCCGGCUGGCUGGGAUUUAGAAGGAUUAGUGACUCCACUUCCAUCCCGAAGCAAGGGGAUCCGAGCAUCUGAAUCCUUUUGGGUGAGGAAGGAUGCUGGCUGCCUUGAUCCCCAUCCCUCCAAACCAGCUGUCCCACUGCAACACAGGACUCCCUGCCCCAAAGGCUUUUGCUGCUCCAAACAUGUCCUCUCCCUAGGUGAGAUGGGAGCCUUUAUGUUUUCGGGAAUUCUUCAUUAUUAUUUGCUUUCACCCCCGCACUGUGGACCAGGCAGCAGAGCCCCAGCG
Messenger RNA from Cygnus olor (mute swan), 2552 nucleotides. RefSeq names its product immunoglobin superfamily member 21 (gene IGSF21). The record is from RefSeq and is a predicted model, not a curated record. Gene Ontology annotation, cellular component: adherens junction. Gene Ontology annotation, biological process: homophilic cell-cell adhesion; heterophilic cell-cell adhesion. NCBI's taxonomy places the organism in Eukaryota, Metazoa, Chordata, Aves, Anseriformes, Anatidae.